GGAUAAAGAAACUUUCCUCCCACAAUUAUUUCAACAUCUUUCUUUCAGUUGAAUGUCAAGUUAAAUAAUGCAAUUAACACAUUACUUUUCAAAAAUUUGCUUGUCCCCAUGUACAAAGCGAUUCAUCUCGGUCAGUGCUAGAAUUCCAAAUAAAUGGACAAAACCUUCUCGGUAUAGUUCAGAGAAUCAGCAUAUAUUGGAUAACUUUAUGAUCCCUGGUCCUGCAUUGAAAUAUUUUAAAACAAAAGCCGAUAAGAGGAGACAAGGUGAUGAUAAUAAGACGAUUGCGGAAAGAGCAAGUACUAUUAAGAAUCUAUAUACAACUCCAGCUAAGCCCAUCUCUUUUAAUGAAUUUGAUGCUACACCGACAAUAGCCCAAGAUCGUCUUGCAAAGCGUAUACAGAGGGCUAUUUUAACCGUUUAUUCGACUGAAGAUUUUCCCACUCAAUGGAUUACACCUAGUCAAGUGAAUAUACAUGGUGUAAAAGUCUCAAGGAAUCUGAGAAAAUGUCAAAUUUUAUAUGAACCCAUUUCAACUAAAAAAGGAGAAAGAGGAAAUGUACAUAGAGCUUUAAAACAUUAUACCCAUUUACUAAACAUGAUGAUUCAACGUCAACUAAGGCAACCGAUUUCGGUUAAAUUUGUUCCUGACGUACAUACGAAAGAAAUAGAAGCUUUAUUUGAAAAGAUUUCAAAUGAAAUAGAAAAAGAAAACCAGCAUGUUUAAAAAAUAAUAAUAUAAAGGGCUAGAGUCCUAUUUGCUUAUAAGUAGGAUCAGACAUGGCAAUGUCUUCUAUAGCAGGUGCAAAUCCUAAUCGAUUUUCUCCAAAGUCAAAUACCUUGAUAGAAAAUAAAAUUUUAAAGAUAUCUCCUAGUAUCCAUGUGUUUCCUUCUUCUUCAUUAUCUGUUGAAAU
This is a messenger RNA of Cokeromyces recurvatus, 914 nucleotides long. RefSeq lists its product as uncharacterized. The transcript has 3 exons. Lineage: Eukaryota; Fungi; Mucoromycota; Mucoromycetes; Mucorales; Mucoraceae. The record is from RefSeq and is a predicted model, not a curated record. The coding region runs from base 68 to 727 and encodes 219 amino acids.